Drosophila montana is the source of this 1756-nucleotide messenger RNA. Its product is annotated as integrator complex subunit 6 homolog. The record is from RefSeq and is a predicted model, not a curated record. The transcript has 5 exons. NCBI's taxonomy places the organism in Eukaryota, Metazoa, Arthropoda, Insecta, Diptera, Drosophilidae. The coding region runs from base 710 to 1681 and encodes 323 amino acids.
AUGUUUUUUGACAUCACUAACUUACUGUAUUUUUUGUGUUUUUACAAAUUCUAAUUAAAACUUUCAAUACUUCAGCGAACUCCUUUUUACCAAAUCCGUCCAAACAAGACAGAAUCUCGGCUUAAUUUGUAAACAAAUCCACAAACGCUUCACAGAACAAUUUUAAAUAACCAAUAUAUUUACAUAUAUAUAUGCAUACAUAUGCAUAUUGUUUGCACAAAAACUGGUGCACAUAUAACAUUGCCUUUAACAAUAAUAUAAAGGCCCCACGACGAAGAGGUCGCAGCAUUUACAAGGGAAUUUAGGUGAAGGAUAACGUAACGUAAUACGGUUCUAAUCUGGGAUAAAACCCGCAAAUUCUGGUAUUAAGUAAUUUAUGCACAUAAAGCACAUUCAAGCUAUCGUAUUUGUCAAUAACUAAACGUCAACAGUGGCAGAUAUCGUAUCACGCACAUGCAUGUAUGUAUGUGUGUGCUUGCACCAACAAUAUCAACAAUUGCAAAAAUAGAGAGUUGUAAUCACAUUACAAAAGCUAAGUGGGAACUGUAUCGUACAAAAAUAUCUAAUUGCUUGGAUCGUCGGCUUUCAAGUUGCCAAAGGAGCAAGGAGCACGGGCCUAAUUUGAAUGUACACGCGUGCAUGUGAAUAUUCAUUUGUCUGUGUGCUGUUUCUAUGUGUGUAAUGUUUGAAACGGGGCGUUGAUUUUCAGAUGGCUUCCAAUUCAUCUAAGAAAAACAAAACGUCUGGUUUGCGCAUAUUGUGGAUACCAGGACGAAAAAGCCAUCCGAAAGGUCGAUUGAGUUCUACAAACAAACACAUCUCGUAUUCGCCCACCCAAAAGAAAAGCGAGGUGUGGAGCUUGGGCGGCAGCAGGGCCCAAAGUGAACUAAUUGACUUGCCCUCACCGGAAAUCAACGGUGCUUCGACAUCAUCAUUGGCUCUAUUGGGCGCCAUGUCCUCAACGCUUGUGAAGAGUGUAAAAGGCGAUUCCCUGAAUCGUAAUAACAUAACACCAGAUGAUGCUACGGCUGUCUCAGAAUGCGCCACACUGCCAACAACUCCAGUUGCCGCAAUAUCUCCAAAUUUAAAUAGUCCACUCUCGGAGCUGGCUCCGUCGACACCCUCAACAACAGCAAUGGCAUCCCCAAUUGUUGUGACAACAGUUGAAAUUCUUGAUUUACACAAUAUUUUAAACCCUGAUGAUUUGCCGAAGGUGCCAUCAAUCGGCGAAACAGAUUUGUCCACAUCGGCUGUCGUAUUAAAUAGCUCAGCAGGAACAACAGCUUCGAUAACCACUAACUCAUCUCCAUUAGCAAACCGCAAAGCCCACAACCAGGCAGCGGCCAACAACAGUUCGCCACAUAAGAGCAGAUACAGGAACCACAACAACAAUCAGGAUGACAUAAACUCCAUCGAAAGUAUUUCCAGUUUCAAUAGAAACCAGGUAAACACAAAUUUCGAAUGGAUAGAUGAAAUGGUGCAGCAGCGCAACUGUAGUGAACUGAUGCACAAAAACAAACGUAAAAAAUCAAAAAAAAUGAUAGAUGCCAAGGAAUCGGAUCAAUUGGAUGGCCGCAAAAUCAAGGAAAAGCAAGGAAUGGCACCUUACGAGGACAAUGACGAAAAGGUGGUUAAAUGUCUCUAUUAUUCUCUCAUGUGCUGCGACUGUACAAUAUCAUAGAUAUAGAUAUAGUAAUAAAGAUUAAAACAAAAAGCGCAUAUGCACGUACAUAUGCCAGUGUAUGUAGCUUAUAAA